AUGGCUCAGCGUCAGCUCUCCCGCACGCUCCCCAAGAACUUCACCUUUCCCUCUCUCAACGCAGAUGAGCCUCGCACUCCCGAGCGCGAGCUCCAUCAAAUUGAAGUGCCUCCACCACCGCGACACUCCAUCUCCAGUGCGCGCCUGCCUCGCGUGCGCGCCCGCGCCGGUACGGAUGUCUGUGAGCGCAUCAACCUGGAUCUCUUCCGCUUUCAAGGUGCCCGUACCUCACCAGAUGUCCCUGUGCCCUCCAUUGAGUUUCCCUCCCGGGAAUCCUCCCCCUUGAACGCGUUGGAGUCGGGCUACCUCACCAAUGACGACCGCUUCCUGGCACCUCCUCGCCAGCGCAUGAUCUUCAGAACACCACCCUCUCAGAUCCGUGGCACUACAUCCGACCUGAGCGACGCAGAACAUAUGUGGCCUUCAUGGGAUGAGACGCCAGGACUGGCGCGCGGAAUCGCGCGUCCCGGGUCCUCCUGUUCGGAUUCAUCAUGUGAGUCGGUGGAAACCUUGGCAUCUCGUCCCUCGGUGGGCGGGAGCUGCACCAGCAUGGAGAGUGACUGUCUUGAACUUCAUUACCCGCUGGAAUUCUCCAAGGAGUCGGACCAGGAAUCCCCUUGUCGGGCCUCAGGCCUGCCCUGUGAGCAGAAAACCUAUGCCAAGGAUAAGACCUGGACGCGCGAGAUGGACAAUCACCUCUGGAACACCUUCCAGCUGUACCUGCAGGAUCCCACCAUUACGCCCUUCAAGCAGACUCCUGGGAGUAUCCCGCCGCUCGGAGUGACUGCUCGAGUGGCGCGUCGUGCCCGACGCACCUGGGACACCAGAAGAUUGCCUUUUGCCCAACCUCCUCGCACCGAAUCAAACGCGCAGAGUGGUAGUUCCACGCCGCGUGCGCAGGACUCGGGUUCGCAGCCAGCGUGGCCACGGUCGGAUGCAAAGACCCGGGGUCGACUGAAGCUACUCUGCCGCCGCAGGUUCUCCAUCUCGCCUCACUACCAUCGCAUCAUGCAAUCUCGCACCCCCGAGCCCGUAGUCCACAUAGACGGCGCCCCGUCCGCGCCCGCCCACGAGGUGUAUCAUGAGAGCAAUCCGUACGCCACCCGUGACCUUGGAGUCUCCCUCGUCUCCACCCACAACACCGCUGUCCUGGCCGGUCUUGCAGAGCAGCAGCCGUCGGGGCAGCAGCAUCUGGAAUGGUUCAACAAUGUCGUUGAGCCGGUCGUCCAGCCAGCUCGCCCGGUUGCUCACUCCAUGCCGGCUCCCUCGCACCAAAACCUCCCAUUCCCGGCAAUGGAUAUGCACGACAUGCCUCCGCGCCUGGGAUCACCCUUUGUGUACAGCACUUGGGGACCCGGAGGCUCACAUUCACAAAUUGGACGUACACCUCCGGCACCCAGACGAGAGACCAUCCACGUUCCCCCUCGUCGAUCGCGGCGGUUCACCUGUCUGGACUCGAGCACGACACAUCCGGACGAUGUUUUCGCUAAUGACACCAGAACGCAUGGAACGACUGGUUUGGAUGAGCACGAAGAGGAUGACGCGGAAGUGCAUGACCGCUUGGAGCACUUUCUCCGCGAGAACAAGUGUCAAAGUAUGGGCAAAGGCCGUGUUCGUAUUCGGAACCGUGGGGCCACCACGUCUGGGGCUGUCCCGCCUCGGGACGUCGAUCAGCUUUUCUCACCUCCGUCUUCCGCGACCUCUUCUCACAAUGAAGACACCACUCCCGUGUCCAAGCCGCUGGCAAAUCCUCUCUUGAAUAUUGGUGGAGAGCACAUCAAGCGUCUUGGCUCGCCAUUCAAGCUUGACACCGCCCUCAAGCGGCGCGAGGCACCCAAGCGAGGUGGUCGGCAUACUCCCUCACUGUCAGAACCCUUUGUGAACUAUGCCGCCUUUAGCCCGCGGAUGGGCCCGUCUCUGAAUUUGACCCCGUACCCAGAACAUGAGAAGCUCGCUGCGCCGCCGAUGCCUCAUCCCUUUGAAGACGGCCUCUCAGAUGCCGAACGCAUUCGCCGGCAGAUCCUGAUGCGCAAGUAG
Molecule: messenger RNA, 2037 nt
Organism: Penicillium oxalicum
Lineage: Eukaryota; Fungi; Ascomycota; Eurotiomycetes; Eurotiales; Aspergillaceae
Exons: 1
Coding region: 1-2037 (678 amino acids)
Source: RefSeq, a predicted model, not a curated record